This is a messenger RNA of Ambispora leptoticha, 414 nucleotides long. The record is from the annotation of a GenBank genome assembly. NCBI's taxonomy places the organism in Eukaryota, Fungi, Glomeromycota, Glomeromycetes, Archaeosporales, Ambisporaceae.
AUGCACAUAUUUUAUAAGUUAUAUAAUUAUGGAGUUGCGACGGCCGGUGACACUGACUUAGUUAGGCUAAACUGCCUGAUUCACGAUAAAGAAUCUGUUCGCUUAUCUGAUAUUGUCACGGUCAUAAUUUCCAAGACGGACAAUUUCAACAUUCUUAAAGAUAAACUCAAGGAAAAAUCAUUUUUGCUUCGAAAAACUUUUCAAGAAGGAAUCGUUAUAUCUAAGAAGGAUCCUAAUUUCAUUCCUCAAGCAAAUGAAGAUUUAAUCAAGACUUAUAAUGACGACGGGUUGGACGGCUCAUGGAAGAGAGUGAAUGAUCCCACAGAAUUGAUUGUUAAUCAUCUCCCAAAAGCUCUUCGUGAUGAAUACACUUACUUUGUAGCAUCCGUGGAUCAUUCGAGGGUUGAAUUGUAA